GGAGUGGGACCGACCUUUCUCACGAACCAGUUUUGAGCCAACAGUUUAAAGGCAGUGACGGCAACCUCCACUCCACAUUUCACAGUUCCGCCUCCUUCUGUCACACAGCCGAGGGCGCGUGCAGUCCAGUCACUCGUAACCAGACCGUGAUUAUGGCUUCCUCCCAGAAAUGCCGUGGAAAAGGAAGCUGUGCUCCUGGGGCUGUACCCAAAGGCCAGAUACGAAUCUACAGUAUGAGAUUCUGCCCAUAUGCCCAAAGAACCAGACUGGUGCUCAAUGCAAAGGGUAUAGAGUCUGAAACUGUCAACAUCAAUUUGAAAGAGAAGCCCGAGUGGUAUCUGGAGAAGAACCCUCUUGGCCUAGUGCCUACACUGGAGACUCCCGGUGGUCAGGUGGUCUAUGAAUCAGCAAUUACAUGUGAAUACCUGGAUGAGGUAUACCCUGAGAAAAAACUGUUUCCCUCUGACCCCUUUGCAAAAGCCCAGCAGAAGAUGUUGUUGGAGGAUUACUCAAAGAUCGUUCCUCUGUUCUACAAAAUUCCCAUGACCAGAAUAAAAGGUGAGGAUGUGUCAGCACUAGAAGCAGAGUUGAGGGAAAAGCUCUCCAAACUGAACAAGGUUCUUGUUGAUAAGAAAUACAAAUACUUUGGAGGUGAUACACUCACUAUGAUUGACUACCUGAUCUGGCCGUGGUUUGAGAGGGUGGAGGCCUGGCAACUCAAACACUGUCUGGAUGGCACUCCUGAGCUGAACAACUGGAUUUUACGUAUGCGAGAGGAUCCAGCAGUGAAGGCAGUCAUGUUCAGUACAGAUGCCCACAAAGCCUUUUUUGCCUCAUUCAUGGAGGGAAAGCCCAAUUAUGACUAUGGCUUAUAAAAAUGUCUAUAAUGAAAUCAUUUUAACUCUAAAAUGAAUACUCAUUGUUUUUCAGUACAGACUUUUGUACAAAUAUAAUGCCUUGUCACCCACUGUGUCAUGAAAUGGUAUUAAAGUCUCUUUGCUUAA
Molecule: messenger RNA, 1004 nt
Organism: Ictalurus punctatus (channel catfish)
Lineage: Eukaryota; Metazoa; Chordata; Actinopteri; Siluriformes; Ictaluridae
Gene: gsto1
Product: glutathione S-transferase omega 1
Exons: 7
Coding region: 153-875 (240 amino acids)
Biological process (GO): glutathione metabolic process
Cellular component (GO): cytoplasm
Molecular function (GO): glutathione dehydrogenase (ascorbate) activity; glutathione transferase activity
Source: RefSeq, a predicted model, not a curated record